AUAGUUUUGAAAAAGGAGAGUUAUUUCAAAAUGGCUAAUCGGACUGUGAAGGAUGCUCAUUCAGUUAAAGGAACUAAUCCACAGUAUUUAGUAGAGAAAAUUAUACGAACUAGGAUUUAUGAAAGUCGUUAUUGGAAAGAAGAAUGUUUUGCAUUAACUGCGGAACUGAUGGUUGACAAAGCAAUGGAACUGAAGUAUAUUGGUGGAGUUUAUGGUGGAAACAUUAAGCCAACACCGUUUUUAUGUUUAGUAUUGAAAAUGUUACAGAUUCAACCUGAGAAAGAUAUUGUUGUUGAAUUCAUCAGAAAUGAAGAUUUCAAGUAAGUAAAAACAAGCAGUUUCUGUUGGUGGACAACAAUGAGCCUAUAAAGAGGCCUAAAUGUUGUGGCUCAGAUCUACUAAUCUUGCAUUGGAUAAGUUAAUCCUUGAUUAACUAUUCUUGUAAAAAAGUGAUGUCACAUAUGGAACAUUUCUGAUCAUGUCUGGUCUAUCAAAGUUUGCCUAAAGAUAAAAGCAACUACUAUUACUAUUGUGGGGCCAACAAGGAAAUCUCUACAUGAUUGAUCAAUCUGCUAGAAAUAACUGCUAAGUCCCCAUCAAGUCACAUCCUGUAGGGCUGACCUGAAGGUGAAAAAAACUAUUAUCUUUCUCCAACAAUGGGUUCUGCAUUAGUCAUUGUUUGAUCUUUUUCAUUUUUUUCCCCAUCAUAUAAUUAUUUCUGGUUAUCUUAAUUCUUUUUUUCUUUCUCAAAUCACACUGUAUCAUCUUAAAGUGGAAAGGACACACUGGAUAAAAUAGUCCUCAGUAGUCUGUCUAAAAGUCAAGGUUGGUACCUAUAAUCAGAUCUGGCUCAAGAGUCAGAUGAGAAUUUUGUCAAAAAUUAACAUAGUUAUGUCCCCUUAUCUUCUUGCCUAAUAAAUUAAUGAG
Messenger RNA from Octopus bimaculoides (California two-spot octopus), 927 nucleotides. Its product is annotated as pre-mRNA-splicing factor 38A. NCBI's taxonomy places the organism in Eukaryota, Metazoa, Mollusca, Cephalopoda, Octopoda, Octopodidae. The record is from RefSeq and is a predicted model, not a curated record.